Molecule: messenger RNA, 1866 nt
Organism: Anastrepha obliqua
Lineage: Eukaryota; Metazoa; Arthropoda; Insecta; Diptera; Tephritidae
Gene: Oda
Product: ornithine decarboxylase antizyme
Biological process (GO): positive regulation of protein catabolic process
Cellular component (GO): cytoplasm; nucleus
Molecular function (GO): ornithine decarboxylase inhibitor activity
Source: RefSeq, a predicted model, not a curated record
CAACUUGAUAGUCUUUUUUGCAAUUUGCAGAGAAAAGGUUAAAAGCUACCAAAUCCCUAGAGAUUUUUUGUCGCAAACCCAGUUUUUAAUAAACUUCAACGAAACUACCAAUUUUAUUUUGAUUUUUUUUCAAGUGAAUAUUGUUUGCAACCAUUACGUGUAAAAAUGCCAUCUAAUAUGAAUAAUAAACUCGACCCAACGUUUAGUAGUAGUAUCAGUAGUAGAAGAGAAGUUAAUGAAAAUGCGCUUGGAUUCCCCAGUGUAUCUAAGGCGCGUACCGUCUCCACCUCCUCUUGCGCUACCAACAUGUCGACUGAGUCCUUCUGUAUCUCUCUCGGCGUAGGGCCUCUGUGGUGGUUUGAUGUCCCUACCCACCACAGAACUGAUCACGAUAGGGCGUCACUCUUAACUGAUUAUUCUCGGAAGACUUCUGUGGAUUCAGGUGGUGGCAAUGCAUUCGAAAGCAUCCGCUCUUCGUCGGAGUGCUCUGAAUCGGACGGCAGUGACUCACAGCAUAGUAGUGAUGUGCAUUCACUGUAUUCUGAAGACGAUUGCCAAGAGAUGGUCAAACACAUUUUGCAACACGACAAUCCAACUCGCAUUACCAUCAAAUUGCACGUAACUGAAAACAAAUAUACGAAAUGGGAGUCGGUUUUGAACCCCAUAAAUAACAUCUUGUACGUUGCAAUGCCUGAGGAGCUUCCACCAGAGGCUUCAAAGGAUACAUUCAUAUCCUUGCUAGAAUUCGCCGAGGAGAAGUUGGAUGUGGAUGCAGUUGUGUUGUGUGUAAACAAGAACCGACCAGAUCGUGCAUGUCUUUUAGAGACUUUCUUGAUCAUGGGAUUCCAACCUUUGUCAAGGAAAUCGCCGAUGGCACCACCAGCUACUGCUGACGAUUCUGAGAAUUUCUUCCUUAUCUACCACAUUGAAGACUAAGUUGACAUAUUAAAAACAUCUUGAAAAUGUAUGUAUGUGCCGCUAGCUUAUUCAUAACGACAAAGGAAACAACAUCAACAACACCAACACCAAAUUGAAGCACUUUUUAAAGAAAAGGGACAACAAAAGAAAUGCUUACAUACAUCCUUAUUUAGUCAGUUAUGCAAUUCACACUGGCGCACAUACCAAAUGUCAACUUGGAGAAAGUUAAGAGUAAAGGCAAAAUUAUCGUAUUUUAUUCAAAUUCAAUUAUAUAUCUAAAAAAAUAAAAAUGUAAAAAAAAGUCAAAUAACAAAAAAAUCCAAAAAAAAGUAUAGUUUUAGGCGAAUUAAUAUUCAGCUCCUACACAUAUGAACGUGUCGAUUAAUUUUACUAACAAAAUGCAUUACAUUUGAAGUAUAUUUUUAUUUUGAAAUGAAUAAUUUUUUUUUUUUAAUUUGAACUUAUCUUACGCAUUAUAUAUGAAGUCUCUUUUUAUUUUGAAUUUAAUUAAUUUUUUUAAGCAAACUGCAAAAUUUCCACUUAUUUUAUCUUACGCAUUAUAUAUGAAGUAUAUUUUUUUUUUUUUUUAAUUGAUUUUAUGUUUUUUAAACAAACUGCAAAAUUUAUUAUUCAAUGAACUUAUUUUAUUUUACUUUCUUUUAUCGAUUACUUGAAAAUGAACUUAUUUUAUUUUACUUUCUUUUAUCGAUUACUUGUAACAAAUUCCGUUUAUUACAAAAGUUUUGCUAAAAAUUUUCGUAACAAAAGUUAUACAUUAUUAAUUAUUUCGUAAAUUAUCUGAUUCAUUUUAAAAGUACAACAUCAUUGAAUUUGUUUCCAUUCUACAUAACUAAGUAUUUAACAGAAGCCAUCAUUAACACAUAUUUAUAAAAAUUAUUUAAACAGUAAGGGAACUUAUGUAAUAAAACGGAAGAAAAAGCAAAAAAA